AUGGAGGCCACUGCCUCUUCUGCUGCUUCUUCCCCCGGCUGGACAUGGGGUAUUGCAAACCCCAGCGCCUGGCCCCACGGCUUCGUCCUGCUGCUGGACGAGGCCAUUGCUUGCUGGACGAGGCCGUUGGCGGAGGAGCCUUGCUGGGACACCGUGCCGGCGGAGCCGGGGCACGGAGCAGCCUGCCGUGGCAGAGUGAGCCUGCGGGAUCAGCCCCGCUCGUUCUCCUCGGCCGUGCUGGUCGGCCUCUACCUCUUCGAACACUUUCCCGGUUUCAUGGUGGGUGUGGGGCUCUUCACCAACCUGGUCUACUUCGGUUUGCUGCAGACCUUCCCCUUCAUCGUGCUGACGUCCUCCAAUUUCAUACUGUCCUGCGCGCUGGUUAUAUUCAAUCACUACUUAGCGUUCCAGUACUUCGCUGAGGAGUAUUACCUGUUCUCUGAGGUUCUCGCCUACUUCACGUUCUGCCUGUGGUUAAUCCCUUUUGCUUUUUUCGUCUCUUUGUCGGCCGGAGAGAACGUCCUGCCUUCCACGGUGCAGCCCGGAGACGACGUGGUCUCCAACUACUUCACCAAGGGGAAGAGGGGCAAGCGCUCCGGUAUCCUCCUCAUCUUCUCUUUCAUCAAGGAGGCCAUCCUGCCCAGCCGACAGAAGAUUUACUGAGCCCCGCGUGCAGCCGGCGUCGGCUGCGGUGAAGGAGCGGGGCAGACCCGAACUGUGCAGAGGGCUGCGAGGCGGCACUGUCCCCAGGCCUCGCUCGAACCCUCCUCGAUGUCUCUCGAAGGGAUUUUGCUAGGAACGUAUAAACUGGGCGAUGGCCGGAGGCGCCGGCAGCACCGGACAGACGUGCGGGGAGGGCUCGCACCUUUUUAUACAGCUCUGCUGAUCCCCCGGGACCGUGUGCAAGAAGGAUGUUUGGCUCCAGCUGGGCGCGAGGAGGGUCCGGCCUCCCGGCGCUGCCCACCCUGCUCGGGGACCUGGGAGGCGUUGUCGUCUGCCGGGGUUUAAAGCCAGGAGUUUGCGCGUGGUGUAGUUUGGCUGCAGACGUUCCCUCGGUGUGGCAGCAGAACGCGCUUGACGUUUAACUGAGGUUUACACAGAGCCACUGAUUAACAAAAAA
Molecule: messenger RNA, 1120 nt
Organism: Aptenodytes forsteri (emperor penguin)
Lineage: Eukaryota; Metazoa; Chordata; Aves; Sphenisciformes; Spheniscidae
Gene: TEX261
Product: testis expressed 261
Exons: 5
Coding region: 1-663 (220 amino acids)
Biological process (GO): endoplasmic reticulum to Golgi vesicle-mediated transport
Cellular component (GO): endoplasmic reticulum membrane; Golgi membrane; COPII-coated ER to Golgi transport vesicle
Molecular function (GO): COPII receptor activity
Source: RefSeq, a predicted model, not a curated record